Molecule: messenger RNA, 2829 nt
Organism: Kalmanozyma brasiliensis GHG001
Lineage: Eukaryota; Fungi; Basidiomycota; Ustilaginomycetes; Ustilaginales
Exons: 1
Coding region: 1-2829 (942 amino acids)
Source: RefSeq, a predicted model, not a curated record
AUGCCAGCCGGACCACCGCCUGGUCUCGGCGCAGCAGCACCGCCAGCAGCAGCUUUGCCUCCCAACCCCUUUGGUGCAAACGGCUCGCAAGCACCCACCAAGUCGCCCGUUGCCCAUCACACCCGGGCACAACCUGCGAGCCAGUAUGAGCGUCCAGCCGGCUGCCCUCGGCUGUACAGCAGGGGAGCGCUGCUAGCUUACAGCUCUUCCUUGCUGGUAGCGAAACCCAUCGACAUGGCCCCCCUCCGCGACUGGUAUGGAGAAUGGGAGCCCUACCAUCAAAAGUCCACCUACUACAAUUCCCGCGACACUCCACGAAGAGGCCACGCGGAAGAACAAACCCAAUACGCAGCAGCUGAAGGCGAAGAUGGCGUCAACAACGGUGGCAUCGUUGGUGGCGCCCUGGGCGGCUUCGGUCAGCGACGGGAAGGCGCAGGCGCUCGCUUUGGAGGCAGGAGGAACGAGGACCGCGAGCGCGCAGAAGGCCUCCGCCUUGGUGAAGUGAGCAGUCGACGAGUUGCUCCCGCCGGCAAGAACCCCUUCGGCCAAAUCUCGGCAAGUGGCACUUUCAAGCCUGCGGGCAAUAUGGGAGGUCGAGGAGGUCCUCCGCGAGACGGUCACCCGGACGGCUUCGGCGACGGUCGCCGCUCUGGCAUGGGCGAGCGAUCCACCUCCUACGGCAAGGAUAGGAUGCGAGAAAUGCUUCCAGACGAUAGGAGACGCGACCCAGCCCGCGAGAGACGUCGCGGCGAACGAGGUCUGGACGCCGAUGAAAGCCGAGAGGAGGGAGAGAUCAUCGAGUCUCCCCGCACCCGACGUGGAGGUGGAGCUGACCAGGCUGCCGACUGGCGAAGGCCCGGUGACCGCGAGCGUGCUGGUCCCUUCUCGAGCAUCGGCUCGGAUCGUCUAAGACCCAACGAGCGACGCGGCGCUCAGCGUGCAGGUGGUGCACCCUGGGCUGGCGAUGCCGACGACAACCCUGCUUGGCUUGAGGACGACUCGGAACCCUUGCCAGUGGACAACCGUGCUCCCUUCGGCCAGUUUGGCAGCCGACGCAAGGACGCUGACGGUCUCGAUGGCUCCCACGGCGACGACAUGGCAGGCGCGGUCGACAGUAUCCAGGCUUUCAAGGCACAGAUGAAGGAGCGAGAACGUCGCGAGAGGCUCGCAAGAGGCGAAGAGGAGCCCGCCGACAACACUGGCGCUUACGAGGGCGCUCGUGGCGCAUCGUACGGGCUGGACCGCGAUGCGUCGGGCGACUACCAUCUCGGCGGUGAAGGUGGCUCGCAGCAGUCUGAGCUCGAUGCUAUCCGUCAAGAAAUGAUCGCUGCAGCCAACCAACGAUCUUCGUCGGGAGCCUCUCUGUACGACAGCAUCUCCAACAGUCACGGAGCAGAAGGCUCGGGUCCCCCUGGUCUUCCUGUCCGUUCCAGUCGAUUUGCGCGCUUCUUCGACAAGGGAGGCGCGCCUCCUCGUGAUCCCCAAGCUGCCGCGCUCGCCGCUCAGCAGAAGAUGCUCGAGGCCAUGGGCGGAAGCAGCUCGGAGAACAAGGACGCAUCCAACUUGCAAGCGUCUCAGUCGCCACCUCCCAAUGCCUCGUCUUCGUCCAUCAACAUCUCGGAGCUUUUCAGCAAGACAUCGGUUCGUGACAAGGGCGACGGCACCCAGAAGGACGCUUCAGGCAAAAACGUCUCGGAUGCGGACCAGCAGAGCAUGCAGAAGCUCAUGGCCAUGCUGCAAGGCGGUGGAGGAAGCGGCACAGGUACGCCUACUCAGGGCAAAGGUCCCGAUUCCGAAUCAGGCGAUCGUCUCCAGGAGCUUCUGCGCGGUCAGGGCCGUGGAAACGGUGGCAGCGCUGAAGAUGGCGUCAAUGAGCGACCUCGAAGUAUGCUCUCUCCGGGUGCUUCAUCGAGCGAAGCUCAAGGUCACGGCAUGGACGCCCGCUCUCCUCUGCCUUACCACCAGCGAGAAUCGAGCGCCUCGGCUGGCCAUGGCCAACAGCAACAUCACCAACAGGAGCAACAGCAGCACGAGCAGUACCCGCAGUACCAGCAGCAACAGCAGCGCUCCGAAUCUCCGUCCAUCGGCGGUGGUCGAGGUCCCUACGGCAACGAUCUUGGCCGAGUGGGUUCUCCGACGAGCCCCGGUGGGCCUGGUGGCGUUGGCUCGCCUGGCUCAGCGCCUGGUAUGGGUGGCUUCGGCGGCUUCCCGGGUGCGAUGCCUGGCCGACCGCCGCCGCCUGGCAUGGACCCGCGCAUGAUGGGUCGUCCUCCCAUGGGUGGUCCCGGUUUCCAGCAGAUGCCGCCUCACAUCGCUGCGAGUCUCGGUCUCGCCCGCGGCCCCAUGCCACCUGGGAUGGGCCAGAUGCCUCCACCGCCCAUGGGUGUCCCCGGUGGUCCUCGCGGCCCCAACGGCGCCUUCCCACCUGGCUUCGCGCCCUUCCCCGGUGGUCGUCCGCCUCCGCCCGGUAUGCCACCCCAGCUCUACCAGCAGCUGAUGAGCAUGCCGCCGCACAUCCAACAGCAGGUGCUGGCCGGGCAAGGCUUCCCUCCCGGCGGAAUGCCGAUGCCGCCUCGAUCGCCGUACGACAUGCCCGGUACGCCCGGCAGCAACGGUGCCGAGGGGAGGUCUCAGUCUCCCGCCGCGCAAUUCCCUUACUACGCCAUGCAGCAGGGGCCCGGAGGAGCCGUGUCCCCCGGCCAGCAGCAUGCGCCUCAGCAACAGCAGCAGGGACAGCAGCAAGUCAAUGUGGGAUCCCACGCCAUGGGCGGGGCCAACCUCAUGGCGCUGCUCAGCAGCGGGAGGAACACGCCCGGUGGCUCGAACUGA